This is a messenger RNA of Lacerta agilis (Sand lizard), 2380 nucleotides long. It is a transcript of the gene TMBIM6, whose product is annotated as transmembrane BAX inhibitor motif containing 6. The record is from RefSeq and is a predicted model, not a curated record. Gene Ontology annotation, biological process: cellular response to unfolded protein; negative regulation of RNA splicing; negative regulation of apoptotic signaling pathway. Bases 165 to 875 code for a protein of 236 amino acids. NCBI's taxonomy places the organism in Eukaryota, Metazoa, Chordata, Lepidosauria, Squamata, Lacertidae. Gene Ontology annotation, molecular function: enzyme binding. Gene Ontology annotation, cellular component: mitochondrial membrane. The transcript has 10 exons.
GAGGAAGGAGGACGUAAGUGGGAGGGGGCGGAGGCGUCCGAGGGGAGAGACACGUACGGCUCGCAAAGGAGCGGCAGCAGCUGUCGUCGCCGAGGCAAGAGGAUCCUCCGCGGGAGAUUGUGUAUUUUGACACCAAGAGUUGCAUCAGUCUACCAGCUAGCACAAUGGAUGUCUUCAACAGAAACAUAAAUAUUGAUGCCCUCUUCAAAUUCUCCCACAUCUCUGCAUCAACCCAGCAGCACCUGAAGAAGGUCUAUGCUAGCUUUGCGCUAUGCAUGUUCCUAGCAGCGGCCGGUGCCUACAUCAACGUGGUAACUCAGCUGGUGCAGUUUGGAAUGUUGACUGGCCUGGGAGCACUGGGCCUUAUGAUCUGGCUGAUGGCUACACCCCACAACCAGGGAACUGAACAGAAACGGCUGAGCAUGCUGGCAGGCUUUGCCUUCCUCACUGGAGUCAACCUAGGACCUCUGCUGGAGAUGUGUAUCGCCAUCAACCCAAGCAUCAUCCCAACAGCUUUCAUGGGGACAGCAGUGAUCUUCAGCUGCUUUUCGCUGAGCGCCCUCUAUGCCAAGCGCCGUGCCUACCUGUACCUAGGAGGUGUCCUGUUCUCCGGCCUGUUCCUGAUGCUGUUCUUCUCCCUGAUCAACAUUUUUGUGGGCUCGACUUGGCUCUUCACAGCUAACCUCUACAUUGGGCUUAUGGUGAUGUGUGGCUUUGUGUUAUUCGACACUCAGCUCAUCAUUGAGAAGGCCGAGAAUGGAGAUAAGGACUACAUCUGGCAUUGUGUGGAUCUCUUCUUGGAUUUUGUCAACAUUUUCCGGGAGCUUAUGGUCAUCUUGGGCAUGAGCGAGAACAAGAAGAAGAAAGAGAAGUGAAGGGACAGCGGGUGCCUGUGUGAGGCUUCCUUUCUCUUGCCCUUCCCCCCUUUUGUCUCUUGUUUCCUCCCAAUCUGACCUGCAUUAAAGGUGUCCCUCUGUUUGUUCCGUGUGAAUGAGAAGCAUCUGUGACACUUUCAUACUUUGUGGAAAUUGGGUGGUUGUUGGGGUUUUUUCUCGAGGUUUUGGAGCCUUUUGAAAAAGCUGACUGGCUGAUCCUAAUCCUGGAGUCUGGCUUUGCUCCACUUCUGUACAUAACGUACACAAACACCCAAAAGCUUCCCCCGCCCCGCCCCCAAUCCACCAGGCCCUACCAUUAGUCAGGCCUAUUAUAUUGGCAGUGAUCCCACAAGUUUUCUAACUUGGUAGCCCAAGCUCCCUCCUCCUCUUCACUGACCUUUCUUCCACCAUAACUGGCACACGCCUUGAUGCUCUGGGAGCAUUUCUGCUGUCAUUUAAAAUUCUUGAAUUACGGUGCCCACACUUGCCGGAGAACAAACUGAACCGGUUUGCGCGGCUCUUCCCAGAGACGUUGCUCCCCACAAGGGUGUGUUAGGAUGCAAAGCAAACUCUAACUCUCCUUUUGUUGUGGCAGCCAGGACCCAGCGCUUAACUGAUCCAGCUUCUUCUCUCACUCCCCGCCCUAAAUCCCAUUUAGUUCUGCUGCUGGGUAGCAAAGACUAGCUGAUUUGUGUAAGCAAGAAAUCCUAGCCUGGAACUCCCAUCCUUUGGGUUUUUAGCAACAGCCAACACAGUCUUUUUGAGCUAGGUGAUUGCAGUCAUUUCCUUUGCCUUUGCAUCCCAAAGUGUGUGGGUUUUGCUGAGCAGGAAAAGCCACUUGCUCUAGUUUGCUUGCUGGAAUUGGUGGGGGACAGAGCAGCCAAGGUCAGCUACGCCUAAGAAAAGGAAGCGGCAUCAAGUGCUUGGAGCUGUCUAUUUCCUUUGAGCAUCUGGGCACAAGGCCCUGCAGGUCAAAAGUCUGGAGGAGGGGCCACAGUGGACUGCUAUGCAAUGGUGGGGGAGGUCAGUUUGGUAAUCGUGCUGCCCCUGCAUGCUGGGACAGGGUGGCAUCCGUGCACUUAACAUUGGAGCUUACAAGCUCAUUAAGGAGCCUUUUUAAAAAGCUUCCCCUCCAGUAAAUGAGAUAAUGUUUAUCUUGCCCUUUUGGCACCUGAAGCCAGACUCCAACUCUGCUUGCUUUGGAUAAAGGAUUCCCCUUCCCUUCCCUUCCCUCUCCACCUCCCCCUUCUUUUCUGGAACCAGUGCCAAGAACUAAACUUCAGCAGAUCUACUUUAUAGAGACCUUGUCUAACAGGUUUUAAUAUAGUAAUGACUAAACUCUGUUGCUCAUUGGAAGGCCGGCUCUGGCUGCAUUCUUUCGACUCCUACUGUGAAGAGACAGGGUUUUUAAAGAAAUAAACAAAGGUGUUUUGAUUCAACUAUGAAAUUUACAUUGUCUUGCUUUGUACGGGAAAUAUAUUAAAAUAAAAAUCCUCAAACUUUAA